This is a messenger RNA of Dentiscutata erythropus, 981 nucleotides long. The record is from the annotation of a GenBank genome assembly. Lineage: Eukaryota; Fungi; Glomeromycota; Glomeromycetes; Diversisporales; Gigasporaceae.
AUGUCCGAACAAGUGAUCUCUGAUCAUAGCGAGGUGGACAAUGAUCAUGAAAACGAGACUCCUGAAGCGGAUCAAGAUGACAUUGACAUUCUUGGAGAAUAUGAAGACGAUGCAGAGGAAAUCGAAUUAACACAUUUGCGUAUUAAAGACCUAUCUAAUUUAGAUCUUGCUCGGUUUCAAAAUUUAAAGAAAUUGUGUCUUCGACAAAAUCUUAUUACUAAAAUUGAAGGUUAUGAAACUAUGACGAACUUGGAGGAUCUCGACCUUUAUGAUAAUCGAAUAUCAUAUAUUGAAAAUUUAGAAAUGUUGAAAAAUUUAGUAUCGUUAGAUCUGUCUUAUAACAAAAUCAAAGUGAUUGAAAAUUUAGAAGAGCUUACUUGUUUAAAAAACUUAUAUUUUGUUCAAAACAAAAUAACCAUUAUUCAAAAUUUGGAUUCACUUAUAAAUAUAAUCAAUUUGGAGUUGGGCGGAAAUCGCGUUCGGGUCAUAGAAAAUUUGGAUAGUCUUGUCAAUUUAGAGCAACUUUGGCUUGGCAAGAAUAAAAUCACAGAGUUGCAGAAUAUGGAAAAUUUAAGAAAUCUCAAGAUUUUAAGUAUUCAAAGUAAUCGGUUGACUCAAAUUAAAGGGCUAGAAGGACUUAUUAAUUUGGAAGAGGUUUAUCUUAGCCAUAAUGGCAUAAAUGAACUUGAAGGAUUUGAAAAUAAUAUGAAACUAAGGGUAAUCGAUAUUAGUAAUAACAAUAUAAAGAAGAUUGAAAAUAUUGCACACCUGGAAAAUUUGGAAGAAUUUUGGGUGAAUAUUAAUUCGUUAUCUUAUAAUCAUAUCUCUGAUUUUGAAGAUCUUUCGUCACAACUUUCACACCUUGAAAAGUUGACAACAGUUUAUCUGGAAGGGAAUCCUUUACAAAAAGAACAUCAAUCUUUAUAUAGACUCAAAGUGAAAACCUACUUACCUCAGCUUACUCAAAUAGAUGCUACGUAA